Anopheles bellator is the source of this 961-nucleotide messenger RNA. RefSeq lists its product as uncharacterized. The coding region runs from base 73 to 816 and encodes 247 amino acids. The record is from RefSeq and is a predicted model, not a curated record. The transcript is spliced from 4 exons. Lineage: Eukaryota; Metazoa; Arthropoda; Insecta; Diptera; Culicidae.
UUAGAAAAUGGCGCCAUUAUAAGGAAACUUCAAGCGUAAUUGAGUGAAAGCAUUCGUAGACACGGAGACACAAUGCCAUCCGAAGUGAUGUUUCUUGAGAAUGGAGCAGAAUUCAGCGGCGUGGGGUUUGAAAACUCCGAUGAUGGUGAUGAUUUAUCCACAUCAACUUAUUGCCACAAGGAUCGAACCAUAAAUAGUUCUUAUAGCUUCAUGAAGCAACUAACAGCAAUUACUCUGGCAUACCAAGAGCGCGGCCCAAAGUUCUUCUGCGACGAGUGUGAUUAUUACAUCCACACCCGGCUCAGUAUGAUCACACAUAUGAAGAUGCAUCAUGUGCCAUUUUGUCCAGUGUGCUUCGAUACGUUUCAGUACGACCAAGAGGUGUCUACUCACGUCACCGAUUGCCAUCCUGAUAUCGUUCAAAGCGAUGUCGUCGAAGAGGCAGAGUUUCCUGCGGGAUACACCGGCGCGACGGUGGCCCCACCAAAUUCGCCGAACCGAUACUGCGAAGAUGUGAAGCAAACGACCCUGGACGACUCAAAUUCGAUUCCUGCGCAAUUGGUCAAAAAGCUGCGAGAGCAUCAGCGACGGAGCAACAAAUCGGUGCAAAUCCGACGCAUUUCUCGCGACGACAGCAUUAAGAAACCCUUGAGCCAAUCAAGUUCGCCAUCCUUUGGAUUGCGGAAGAUGGCCAGUAAACCGAAAGACGCUCGAGCGGCAAUACGAACACGGAACAUGGCUCAAACAGACGAUGGACUCGUGCGUGUUACAUCCCGCUUUGGACGAGCGAUUAGUUUGAAAGUUCCUCAAUUCUAGCAAAAAUAUUCAUUGUCCAUACAAUGGCGCAACAUACUUUAGUCGUAGAUCGCACCCGACUGGCUCGAUUUGGUUCUCAUUUCUCAUUUUAUUCAAAAUUCCAGAUAAUUAUCUUUGCGGUUGGCUGAAUAAACCAUUUAAAAGU